This is a messenger RNA of Lotus japonicus, 1275 nucleotides long. Its product is annotated as 60S ribosomal protein L5. Gene Ontology annotation, biological process: translation; ribosomal large subunit assembly. Gene Ontology annotation, cellular component: ribosome; cytosolic large ribosomal subunit. The transcript is spliced from 9 exons. The record is from RefSeq and is a predicted model, not a curated record. Bases 133 to 1038 code for a protein of 301 amino acids. Lineage: Eukaryota; Viridiplantae; Streptophyta; Magnoliopsida; Fabales; Fabaceae. Gene Ontology annotation, molecular function: 5S rRNA binding; structural constituent of ribosome.
CAAAUAAAAGCCCAAAACCGGAAUCGACCCGACCCGCCCAACGCAAUCCCUUAUAACCUAAACCUUGGCAAAACCUAAUACCGUUUCACUCUUCUCCAUCGCCUACGGGAAAGAGAUCGAGCUUCAGCAGCAAUGGUGUUUAUUAAGGCUCAGAAACCUAGGGCUUACUUCAAGAGAUUUCAAGUCAAGUUUAAGAGAAGAAGAGAGGGAAAGACCGAUUACAGAGCCCGAAUUCGGUUGAUCAAUCAGGACAAGAACAAGUACAAUACUGCAAAAUACCGCUUUGUUGUUCGAUCUACGAACAAGGAUAUUAUUGCACAAAUAAUAUCUUCUACCAUUGCUGGUGAUAUUGUUCUUGCUGCAGCUUAUUCACAUGAACUUCCACGCUAUGGUCUUGAAGUAGGCCUUACAAAUUAUGCUGCAGCUUAUUGCACUGGACUCCUAUUGGCCCGUCGAGUCCUUAAAACACUUGAAAUGGAUGAGGAAUAUGAGGGCAAUGUUGAGGCUACUGGAGAGGACUAUUCAGUGGAACCUGCUGAGACCAGGAGGCCAUUCCGUGCUCUCCUUGAUGUUGGUCUUAUCAAGACCACAACUGGCAACCGUGUCUUCGGUGCCCUUAAGGGAGCUCUAGAUGGUGGUCUGGAUAUUCCUCACAGUGACAAGAGGUUUGCUGGUUUUGAUAAGGAGAAGAAGGAGCUGGAUGCUGAGGUUCACCGCAAAUAUGUCUUUGGUGGACAUGUUGCUGCCUAUAUGAAGACUCUGAUUGAAGAUGAGCCAGAGAAAUACCAGUCUCACUUUAGUGAAUAUAUCAAGCGAGGAAUAGAAGCUGAUGGACUUGAGGAGCUGUAUAAGAAGGUCCAUGCUGCAAUUCGUGCAGAUCCCACUUCAAAGAAAUCUGAGAAGCCGCAACCUAAGGAGCAUAAGAGGUACAACCUCAAAAAGCUUACUUAUGAUGAGAGGAAGAAUAAGUUGAUUGCACGCUUGCAAGCCCUCAACUCUGCUGCUGAUGAUCAAGAAGAUGAUGAGGAUGAUGAGUGAAAGUGCAAUGAAUGCAUAUCUAGAACUUCUUAGUACUAGCAUCCACAGAAUCGUUUUCUUAAAAAUUUGUUGCUUGUGCUAAUUGUUUUUCAACGUAGAAAUUUUGGAUACUUUUGUAUUGGUCUUUUAUUGGGGUCAACUUUUGAGUAAACCUGGAUUGGAAUGUUUCUCAACGUAAUUUUCUGUUGUACACCAGAUAAGUCUUUUCCUAUAAAAUUAAUGUUAUCCAUUAUAGUA